This is a messenger RNA of Cucurbita moschata (crookneck pumpkin), 753 nucleotides long. RefSeq lists its product as uncharacterized. The record is from RefSeq and is a predicted model, not a curated record. Lineage: Eukaryota; Viridiplantae; Streptophyta; Magnoliopsida; Cucurbitales; Cucurbitaceae. Bases 1 to 753 code for a protein of 250 amino acids. The transcript has 2 exons.
AUGAGCGAUCUUGGACUUUUGAGCUAUUACUUGGGUAUUGAGGUACAACAAAGCAGUGAAUCAAUCACCUUAUGUCAGACCGGAUAUGCAAGAAAAAUCCUAGAGAAGCUAGGAAUGGGGGAGUGCAAUCCUUGUUCGAUUCCCAUGGAACCAAGAAUGAAGAUGAACAAACAUGGGAAUGGAGAACCUACGGUUGACAAAACACUUUACAGAAGUGUUAUUGGAAGCUUACGCUAUCUGGUUAAUACCCGGUCCGACAUAGCCUACUCAAUUGGUGUGAUGAGUAGAUACAUGGAGACACCAACAACUUCACAUCUCACAGCAGUAAAACAAAUAUUGAGGUAUGUGAAAGGUACUCUAAGUUUUGGUUGUGUUUAUAAGAAGCUAUCGAAUAUGGAGCUGGUAGGAUUUAGCGACAGUGAUAUGGCUGAGGAUAUUGAUGAUAGGAAGAGUACAACUGGAGUGUCGUACUAUUUGGGAGUAAAUCCAAUAACCUGGGUAUCACAGAAGCAGAAGGUGGUGGCUUUGUCGUCAUGCGAGGCUGAAUAUAUAGCCACAACUGUUGGAACGUGUCAAGGAGUAUGGUUGGACAGGAUUUUGAGUAACAUCAGUCAACUGCAAGUAAAACCCAAGCUUAAUGUUGACAACAAGUCAGCUAUAGCGUUGACGAAAAAUUCUGUUUACCAUGAUCGAAAUGAACAGUUGGCGGAUAUUCUGACAAAGCCAUUAGCAAUGUUGACUUCUGGCAAUUGA